UAGUAGCCCAUUUUUUAUAAUUAGUAAUGCAGCUAUAAUAAGUUGCAUCUGGUAGUCUUAUUAAUGAAAUAUUUUACACAUACAUGCAGUACGAUUAGUGUUUUCGGCGCUUAAUAUGCUUUUUGAAUGUGGAACUCUUUAAGAUGUCGCUACGUGUAGUUUAUCGCGAUUAGCAAUAAAAGAAAUGUAUCUUUUUGUUUUGCAUAAAUAGAUGCUAAGUAUAUAGUAAAUAUGGCGUCAUAGUUUAUAAACCUGUUUUAUGGAUUAGUUUCAAGAGAUGAUAUUUCGAACAUAACCUCGACGGCUUUUUAUAAACUUUUUAUAAGUUAAAAUACUGAGUGUAAAAUACGUUAAAUUUAUAUAAGCAUCUUAUUAAAUUCUUCAAGAUUUUAUCAAAUGCUUUGAGAUUAAAGUACAUGUGUAUGUGGUAAUUCAAUGGAUUUUUCAAAAUCUUACGGUUCUUUAUAAUAUAUAUAUAUAUAUAUAUGAAUAUUGUAUCCAUAUGCACUGACAAUAAUCUGAGAAAAUAUUAAAGAAUUCAUCAUUAUGGCAUCACCAGCCCCUAAAUCUCCUGAACAGUCGGAACGAAAUAGAAAAUAUGAUCGACAAUUGAGAUUAUGGGGAGAUCAUGGUCAAGCUUGUUUAGAAGCAGCACAUAUUUGUCUUAUAAAUGCUACUGGAUUGGGUACAGAAAUUUUAAAAUCAUUGGUUCUUCCUGGUAUUGGUGCAUUUACUAUUGUUGAUGGAAAAAAGAUAACAAAUGAAGAUAUUGGAGCAAACUUUUUUCUAGAAGCAGAUAGUGUUGGAAAAUCUAGGGCUCAAGUUGCGACCCAGAUGUUAUUAGAAUUAAAUCCUGAUGUCAGAGGUGAUUAUAUUGAUGAAGAACCACAACAGAUUUUAUAUAAUAGUCCAGAUUUUUUAAAUAACUUUACAGUAGUAGUUGCUACUUCAUUAACAGAAAAAUGCUUAGUCCUUUUGUCAAGACGACUUUGGGAAUUAAAUAUUCCUUUAAUAGUAUGUAGGAGUAUAGGUUUCAUUGCUUAUAUGCGAAUUCAAGUGAAAGAACAUACUAUAGUAGAGACACAUCCAGAUAAUGAAACACCAGAUUUACGUUUAGAUAAACCUUUUGGAACCUUAAAAAAGCAUUUAGACUCUAUUGAUCUUGACACAUUGAGCUUUAAAGAUCAUUCUCAUAUACCAUAUGUAGUUAUUUUAUAUAAAUAUUUAUCAAAAUGGAUUUUGAAUCAUGGAAGUUUGCCAAAGACUUAUAAAGAUAAGCAACUAUUGAGAGAAAUAAUAAGAAAAGGAAUGAGGAAAGAUGAACAAGAUACAGUAAAUACUGAAGAAAAUUUUGAAGAAGCAAUUAAAGCUGUAAAUACAUGUGUAGGUUGUACUGAAGUUCCUGAUAGAAUUAAAAAUAUUUUAAAUGAUGAAUGCUGUAUUAAUUUAACAGCAAAGAGCAGUCCAUUUUGGAUCAUUGCUAAAGCAGUAAGAGAUUUUAUUGACAAUGAAGGUUGUGGUUCGUUACCACUAAAAGGAACUCUGCCAGAUAUGACAGCUGAUACAGAGAAAUAUAUAACUCUACAGCAAAUUUACUAUAAGCAAGCAUCAGCAGAUGCAGAAGCAGUGUGGAGACGCACGCUGCAGCUACUACGACAGUUGGGUAAAUCUUCAGAUUCAAUAUCUGAGAAAGAUGUAAAAUUAUUUUGUAAAUAUGCUGUAGAUAUUUAUGUAGAAAGAGGGACUUGUAUAGCUGAUGAAUAUGAUCCUAAAAUUAUUGAUACCAAUAAUAUAGUGCAAAGUUUGGAGAAUCCUGAAAGUUUAAUGGUGUAUUAUGUUGUACUUAGAGGAGUUGAGAAAUUUCAAGCAGAAUAUAAUUCAUAUCCAGGGGAAUUCGAUGAUCAAGUUGAGCCUGACAUUGUUAAAUUAAAGGCUUGUAUUACAAAAUUGUUGAGUGAAUGGGGAUGUGGACCAUUGGCAAAGGAUGAUUAUGUUCACGAAUUUUGUCGAUUUGGUGGCGCUGAAUUGCAUUCAGUAUCUGCAUUUUUAGGUGGAUUGGCUGCUCAAGAAACUAUCAAAUUUAUUACGAAACAGUAUAAACCUCUUCAUAACACUUUUAUUUAUGACGCUGUGACAUCAAACUCUAGUACAUUUUUUUUCUAGAAACAAUUAUUUUAAACACAUACACACACACACACACACACAUCUGUAUUAACUGAAGAAUACAGUUUUGUAGUUUAAGUGUUAUAUUUAUGCUUUAAUUAUUAUCACCAAUUAUGCAGACAAUUUUUAUCAAAAUUUUACACUUUUUUUCAAGAACUUGCUAAAAUGCAUUACAUUAAUUAUUUUUUGUGUAGAACUUACAUGUAAAAUAUAUAGUACAUACAAAUGUAUAAUUUUAUAGAAUCUCCUAUAGUACAUGAGAUAAAUCUAUUAAAAUACAAA
Vespula vulgaris is the source of this 2445-nucleotide messenger RNA. RefSeq names its product NEDD8-activating enzyme E1 regulatory subunit (gene APP-BP1). NCBI's taxonomy places the organism in Eukaryota, Metazoa, Arthropoda, Insecta, Hymenoptera, Vespidae. The transcript is spliced from 8 exons. Bases 547 to 2163 code for a protein of 538 amino acids. Gene Ontology annotation, biological process: DNA damage response; protein neddylation; protein ubiquitination. The record is from RefSeq and is a predicted model, not a curated record. Gene Ontology annotation, cellular component: cytoplasm; nucleus. Gene Ontology annotation, molecular function: ubiquitin activating enzyme activity; NEDD8 activating enzyme activity.